Molecule: messenger RNA, 2080 nt
Organism: Acipenser ruthenus (sterlet)
Lineage: Eukaryota; Metazoa; Chordata; Actinopteri; Acipenseriformes; Acipenseridae
Product: cytoplasmic 60S subunit biogenesis factor ZNF622-like
Exons: 7
Coding region: 154-1557 (467 amino acids)
Biological process (GO): ribosomal large subunit biogenesis
Cellular component (GO): preribosome, large subunit precursor
Molecular function (GO): nucleic acid binding; zinc ion binding
Source: RefSeq, a predicted model, not a curated record
AAAGGGCCUUGAGUUGGAUCUAGGGUUACCACCCGGAAGACAUUUUAUGUGAUAAACGGAGACUGCAAAACGUGGUGUUUGUGAGUGUUGUGGUUAUAUAACUUGACAACACAAAUUUGUGUGCUUACAGGGUUGAGAACUUUUACAGUUGCCAUGUCCUCUUACACCUGCAUCAGCUGCCGGGUGGUGUUUGCUGAUGGCGACAUACAGCGUGCCCACUACAAGACCGACUGGCACAGGUACAACCUGAAACGCAAGGUGGCAGACAUGCCCCCUGUCACAGCCGAAAACUUCCAGGAGAGGGUUAUGGCGCAGCGAGCAGCGGUGGAGGUGCAGAGCCAGGGCCAGGGCACAAGCUCCCAGUGUAGCACCUGCGCGAAGAGAUUCUCCACGGCCAACGCCUUUGACAACCACAUAAAGUCCCGGAGGCACCAGGACGCUGAGAAGAAGGCAUCGCAGGCCACCCAGAAGGAAGUGGAGAGACUGAAUGAGAAGAACCUGGAGAAGGGGCUGGAUCAUGACGCCAUGAACGCUGCCAUCCAGCAGGCCAUCAAGGCCCAACAGGCGGGUUCGCCCAAGAGUAAGCCUGCUCAGGCAUCAGGAGCUGCCAGCCAGAAUCAGCCCUCGUCCCAGGAAAAGAAACGUCCAGACAAGCCACCCAGGCUUCAGUGGUUUGAGGAACAGGCUAAGAAACUAGGGAAAGAGCACAUUGAGGGGGAGGAGGAGGCAGCCAUGGAAGAUGUCCCUGAAGAGGAAGAAGCGUGGGAGGAUUUGGAAGAAGACCUGGAAGAUGAGGAAAUGGAAGAGGAGUCUGAGCAGGGUGAGACAACACAUUCAGAAGGCACGCCUCCUGGUGUCAUAGCAGUUACAGACUGUCUCUUCUGUUCCCAUCACUCUCGCUCCCUCAUGAAAAACCUGGCCCACAUGACCAAGGUCCACAGUUUCUUCAUCCCUGAUAUAGAAUUCCUGGUGGAUCUAAGGGCACUGCUCAAGUACCUUGGAGAAAAAGUUGGAGUGGGAAAUGUCUGCCUUUGGUGCAAUGAGAAGGGUAGGUCAUUCUACUCAACUGAGGCAGUUCAGGCUCAUAUGACUGACAAGAGCCACUGUAAACUUUUCACAGAUGGAGAUGCAGCUCUGGAAUUCGCAGAUUUCUUUGAUUUCAGGAGUAGUUAUCCUGACCAGAAAGAGGGAGGUGAUGUUGAAAUGCAGGAUGAGGAAUUGCCAGAUGAAAAUAAUCUUGAAUAUGAUGAUGAAACAUUGGAGCUGAUCCUCCCAUCAGGUGCAAAAAUUGGCCACCGCUCUCUGAUGAGGUACUACAAGCAACGAUUUGGUAUAUCAAGAGUCGUAGCUGUUGCCGGCAACAGGAAUGCAGUGGGUAGGGUAUUGCGCCAGUACAAAGCCUUGGGUUGGAGCAGUGAUAUGGCUAAAGAUGCAUCGCUGUCAAGACAAAGAGACAUGCAGUACGUUCAGAGGAUGAAGUCCAAGUGGAUGUUGAAGACGGGAAUGAGCAAUAACUCCACCAAACAGAUGCACUUCAGAGCACAAGUCAGAUUCUAAGCUUGUGACUCGCACUGAAACCAACUGCAUGCAAGUUGCACAUGUGCACACUCAUAAAAGUGCUGUUCACACUGCAAAUUGGUUAAUAAAAAUGAUAGUGACAAGUUCUGCAGAUCAAUAAUGCAGUACGACUUUUGAGAGUACAUAACUGUUUUGUAAAUUCUAAGUGAUGGGGAAAAAAGUUGUACAGUAUAGUUUUAUCACACUAGUCAUUACAAAAACUAAGCAUACCUUUUGUAUAAACCUGCUCUGUUUAUAAAUGGAUUUACAUCCCAAUAUUGAUUAGGUGCACAUCUUGUAGAAUCCUUGAUGUUAAGUUGAAAUUGUGUAAUUGCUUGCAGUAAUAUUUUCAGUGUAAUAUAUAUCCAGUUUACCAUUACAAAGAUAACACUUUUGGAUUCCAGUGGUCAUUCUUAAUUGAGACCUUGUGGGUUACAAUUUAUUAUACGUCUAAUGUUUGUAAUUAAGGAAACAAUGUUCAAAUUCAAGGGUUGAAUACCAAAUAAACUACUUUAAAAGCAAA